Messenger RNA from Ooceraea biroi (clonal raider ant), 859 nucleotides. RefSeq lists its product as uncharacterized. Lineage: Eukaryota; Metazoa; Arthropoda; Insecta; Hymenoptera; Formicidae. The record is from RefSeq and is a predicted model, not a curated record.
GAUUGAUCGCGACGACGAUGAUCAUGCUCGCUCUGCACGGCUUCCUCAUUAUCACGACCUGUCACAUUAUCGCUGUGACGCCGGCACCGACUAAAGUUUACGAUCAGAGGCAGACCGGCGACCUGAAUGUGCAGAUUGAGCUGAAGGACCUGCGCGUCGUCGCUCUGAUCAACUCCGAGCUCCUGGACGAUUACACGGAUUAUGAUUACUUUUAUGAUUAUGCCGACUUCACCGUCAAGCCGGGUAGUAGACCUACUACAAGUCCCACGACGAAGAUCACCGAGAAAAAUGAUAUUGCAGAAACGACUGAGCCUGUUUCAUUGCAAAACUCGACCAUAUCGAAUCCACCUCCCAAUAAUAUAAAUUCGACCGAGCAGAAUACGACGUUAUCGAAUAAUGAAGAAAUGCCGAGCGUUGAUCAAUCGAACGGUACCACGAUCUCGAUAUCGAAUGCAGAUGAUAAGAGUCAAGAGAGCCAAGAGAGCCAAGAGAGCCAGUCGAGCGAGGAAGAUAGUGGAACUGAGGCAGUUACCUCUUCAAUUACGAUGAAGCCUUUGCGAAUCCUGCGCUCGCAAAAGCGCUGUAAAUCUGGAUACAUUCCGAAUGGCGAUGGACGCUGUCGACGAGCGAGUCGGCCGUGGUUGUCACUGCUGCAAAGGCAAUAACUCAAGUGCGAUUGAUUGCUCUUAACCACGGUCAACCACGUUCAGGCUCAGAGUAGAACUAGGAUUCACACCGGAUUGCAGAAAUCACUAAGCUAAUUGUAAGUCGCAUAAGUUUGGAAGCAACCCAUACAGCACCGAUUAAUACAGAAAGCUUUCAGGAAGGUUUUAAAAUCAUUUCAAGAUUUCACAUUUCA